AUGGCAGCGCCCAACCAGAGGGGUGGCAGCGGCCGAAAGAAGACCGUCAUUCGCCGGAUCGAGCAGGACGAUGCCCCGCACGUCCAGUUCUCCAACGGCCGCAUGGGGUUCUUCAGCAAGGCCAGCAAUCUAGCAGUCCUGACCGGCGCCCAGGUGGCCGCGCUCACCUCCUCGCCCGGUGGCAACGCCUUCUCCUUCGACCACCCGUCCGUCGACCCCGUCGUGGAACGCUUUCUGGUGGGGGAGAGUGCGGGGGCUGGCGCGAGCGAGGAGGUUUCUGCCGGCGAAGAUCAGAAGCUGGAGAAGCUGCACCAGGAGUUCAACGAGCUGCGCAAAGAACUGGUCGAGGUGAAGAAGCGGACUGAGCGCGAGGAGGUCACAGCGAAGUUGCAUGACGCGGGGGAGCCGAUAGCGGCCUGGGUCGACCCGAAUGUGCGUGACAUGGGGGACGAGGACAUGGCGGCCUUCUUUGUCGCGCUGAUGCAAGUGAAGGACAUCGCCUCCGAACGCGCCAACCAGGUUCCCUUGCACGUCGAUGAGGAGGGCGCUGUCGGCGAAAAUAAAAAGCUGGAGAAGCUGCACCAGGAGUUCGACGAGCUGCGCACCGAGCUGGUCGAGGUGAAGAAGCGAACGGAGCGCAAGCAGAAGGUCAUGGCGAAGGAGCGCGACGCGGGGGACUAA
Molecule: messenger RNA, 681 nt
Organism: Triticum aestivum (bread wheat)
Lineage: Eukaryota; Viridiplantae; Streptophyta; Magnoliopsida; Poales; Poaceae
Product: agamous-like MADS-box protein AGL29
Exons: 2
Coding region: 1-681 (226 amino acids)
Biological process (GO): regulation of transcription by RNA polymerase II
Molecular function (GO): protein dimerization activity; DNA-binding transcription factor activity, RNA polymerase II-specific; RNA polymerase II cis-regulatory region sequence-specific DNA binding
Source: RefSeq, a predicted model, not a curated record